Messenger RNA from Acomys russatus (golden spiny mouse), 454 nucleotides. RefSeq names its product cyclin-dependent kinases regulatory subunit 2-like. Gene Ontology annotation, molecular function: ubiquitin binding; protein kinase binding; histone binding. The coding region runs from base 64 to 303 and encodes 79 amino acids. NCBI's taxonomy places the organism in Eukaryota, Metazoa, Chordata, Mammalia, Rodentia, Muridae. The record is from RefSeq and is a predicted model, not a curated record. Gene Ontology annotation, cellular component: cyclin-dependent protein kinase holoenzyme complex; SCF ubiquitin ligase complex. The transcript has a single exon. Gene Ontology annotation, biological process: regulation of mitotic cell cycle.
GCAGACGUGGAGCUCCUUACGCCUGGUUCCCGGCUUCCGUUUUCUCCUCCGCGCGCCGGCAGGAUGGCCCACAAGCAGAUCUACUACUCCGACAAGUACCUCGAUGAGCACUACGGGUACUGGCAUGUCAUGUUACCCAGAGAACUCUCUAAACAAGUACCAAAAACUCAUCUUAUGUCCGAAGAGGAGCGGAGGAGACUUGGUGUCCAGCAGAGUCCAGGAUGGGUUCAUUACAUGAUUCACGAGCCAGAGCCACAUAUUCUUCUUUUUAGACGACCUCUUCCAAAAGAACAACAAAAAUGAAGUGCAGCUGGGAUCAUCUAGUCUUUUUCAAACUUAAUGUAUAUGUGUAUAUAAGGUAGUAUUCAGUGAAUACUUGGAAAAUGUGCAAAUCUUUGAUCCAUGCCUGUGCAUGAGCUGUAUUCUUCACAGCAACAGAGCUCGGUUAAAUGCA